Molecule: messenger RNA, 858 nt
Organism: Mesorhabditis belari
Lineage: Eukaryota; Metazoa; Nematoda; Chromadorea; Rhabditida; Rhabditidae
Source: the annotation of a GenBank genome assembly
AUGCGAAUUCGACCUGAUGUGGCUAGACUGAAAAUUGCAGAUGUGAAAGAAGUGGCUCUCUCAUUGAGUGGCUGCGGCUUUCUUGGAACUUACCAUAUCGGAGCCUCAUUCUGUUUAUAUAAACAUGGAAAAUUAAUGAUGUCAAAAGUGACACGAGUGGGUGGAGCGUCGGCUGGAGCGCUUGUCGCGUCGUUGUUGGCGUUGAGACCGGAGAGUUUGCUGAAAGGGCUGGCCACUUUUUACAAGAUGGCUCACGAAUUGCAUCGUUUACCCUAUGGAGCAUUGACGCCUGGAUAUGUACUUCAAAAGAGAUUGCUUGAAAUCGUCGACGAGCACAUUCCGGAGGAUAUCUCGCGAGCACAGGGUCGUUUAAUGAUUUCAUUGACGAAUUACAAGACAAUGAGAAACGAGUUGGUGACAAAAUUCCGUGAUCGGGAGCAUUUGAUCGAGUUGUUGUUGGCCUCAUGUUACAUUCCAGGCUACAGCAAGGGUUUUCAAGCGGAUUUCCCAAAAAUCGACGGAAAUACUUAUUUUGAUGGUUUUUAUGCGAAUAAUUUGCCAGAUUGGAGUGAUAUUAAAACGAUUACUGUAUCACCGUUUUCCGGAAAUGCUGACAUUGCUCCAAACGAUCCCCCGCCUUUCACAUAUCCAUGGGCAUUCGAUUUUGGAAAACAUUUGAUCAGGGCAAAUCUCCGUAAUCUAAUCCGUGGAAAGCAUGCUUUAUUCCCGCCACCAGUCGACGUUUUACGACAAUACUAUCGACAGGGCUUUACAGACGCUCACACUUUCCUCAAAAUCAAUCACUUAACCGAUGUCCAAUUGACUGAAGAGUUGUUAAAAGAUGAAUAUUUGAGUGAA